AUGGCCUGCCCCAAUGGCUCAGCACCGCUGCUCUUGCCCUGGACAAACAACUCGGUGUCUGCUGUGCCUGAUGCCAUCUUGUCGAGGGGCAUCUCGUUCACAGUUGGCACGCCUCCGCAACCAUUUUCACUGAUUCCGUCGACAAUUUCGGACAAUUUGUUCGUCAACAACGUGGCCGAGUGUGUAGCUGCUACGAAUAGCAGCUGCAUUGGACAAUCUGGCGGCAUCUAUGACAGUGCCACUUCGACCUCCUUUAAGCAAGUCGACUAUGCAAUCUGGCCAGGCAGUAGAGAUUCCAUUGACCUGGUGUCUGCGAGCUCAUACGUCUUCUUCGACGAUGCUGUGGCAUUCGGCUUGAAGCCCGCUACCAACAAGUUCUCCCCAUUUCCCAUUUAUACAAAUGGCACGACAGACGCAAUUGCCGAUCCCUUUGCGCAAAAUGACCCGAAUUCGAGAGGAACACUGCCCUUGGGCGUAAACUCGACAUUUCUCAACCAUCUUGUGGACUCGGGCCAGGCAUCAUCAAGGACGUAUGGCCUUUGGGUCGGUUCCGAGUCUGAACUGGCGCCACAAGACGGUCUGCUCGUUGUCGGCGGUUACGACGAGAGCAGACUAAAGAGUCCAGGAACUACCUUUCCUAUGUUUGCAGAUUGUCCAACAUGUGCUGUUCUCACAGCCAUCACGUACGAUGCCGGCGGCGAAAGCACCACACUUUUCUCAGCUGCCACUGACACGCUUAUUGUGAAUCUGGAUCCCUACUCGUCAGACUUGCAGUUGCCGCCAAAGAUGCUCGACAUCUUUGCCGGUCUCGAAAAGACGGCAGUAUGGAACGAAACGUCGCGGCGAUUUGAGCUUCCUGCCACCACAGCGCCUACUGGCACCAUCACCGUCACCCUUUCCGACAUGGGCGCUCCGCUGAAAGAUGCUUCCAAGCCUUCCGUCGCAACCUACAAGUCCGUCAUCCCAGCCACUGAGCUCUUCCACCGUCCACGGGCGUACAACGCAGCUGGCGUCUAUGAAGUCAGCAAUGCCACCGUCUACAACAUGGCCAUGACCAACCAAACGACAACGGCCAAAUACGCCACCCUAGGCCUCCCCUUCUUCACGCAAAACUACCUCAUCGUCGACCCAGACGCCCUCCACUUCCAACUGGCGCCCGCCGUCGUCGCGCCCGCCGACCCCAAGGGCGCAGACGCAAAGCUCAAACAAGUCUGCCGCGUCCUGCCCGGCCCCAAACCCAAGUCCCAAAUCGCAGCUCUAGCGGGCGCCGUCGUCGGCGCCAUCAUCGGUACCCUCCUCGUCGUCGCCCUCUUCCUCUUCCUGCGUCGCCGCCGUCGAAACGCAAACACCCGCCAUUCGCGCGGCGCCGAGAGCGAAGCUGCAACCCUCAACUCGACAAAGCCCCUCGUCGACCGCCUGCCCACGCACACCUCGUCGGAGAACAAGUCGCUCGAGCUUCCGCUCCAGGCGCCCCCGCCCCCAGUCGCCGUUCUCCGCGACGGCACUGCGUUUCCCUCGCCGCCGCCCAUUCGCGCAAAGAGCACGCGGCGGGGGGUUACGGUGGAGGAUCCGCGGCGUGGACUCGCGCACGACGUCUUUCGUAAAGUGGAUGAGGAGAAUGACGGGCGGUUGUUGGAUGAGCGGCCAAUGGGGCUGAGCGAGACAAUUCAUUCUAGGACGACGUUGCCGCGCUUGGCGGCCGAACAUGAGGUCCAGUGA
Plenodomus lingam JN3 is the source of this 1719-nucleotide messenger RNA. RefSeq lists its product as uncharacterized. Gene Ontology annotation, molecular function: aspartic-type endopeptidase activity. The record is from RefSeq and is a predicted model, not a curated record. Gene Ontology annotation, biological process: proteolysis. NCBI's taxonomy places the organism in Eukaryota, Fungi, Ascomycota, Dothideomycetes, Pleosporales, Leptosphaeriaceae.